UCCUUUACAAAGUCUAGCAUGGCAUUAAAUUGGGAAAGAAUCGAUCAGCAAUCUUCUUCCUAGCAGAACCUUUAUUCUCCGUCAAUGAAAAUAUAUAAAAGAUGGAGAAGAAUCCAGAAGAGCUUUUAACAGAUUUGUUUUGCAGUCUGCGCCGUUUCCACAGGAACCUGAGCUCAGUCUUAGUCCUUACACGUAGAAGAAAGGCAACACCUCAACGUGACGGGAAUUUCUUGAAAUAACCCGAGUUGACGACGUAUUCACAUUUAAGUAGAUCUUAUGGCAAAGCAACCCGCUUUGGAUUAUUCCUUUUUUUUUUUUUUUUUUAAUUGUGAGACGGAGAGAGAUCCGAACCCAACGAUCUAGAAAAGAGAAAAUUCCUCAACUAACACCCGCCAUUGCUCACCAGCCACCACCACCACCACCUACAGAGCUUGAGAGAAAAGGGUCCAUUACCAUCGACAAUGGCAUCCGCUUUCGACUCGUUCAGUCCCGGCAGAGAAGACUCCACCAACGACAACCAAAAUGACCAAAUGACAACCAAUUCCCGCCCUUUCAACAACGAUGGCUAUAUGGGAUACGGCUCCUCAUUCCCCGCACCCACCUCCCAGGAUGAUGUUUUCUCUGGCCACCAGCCACCACCCAUCUCCGAAAACCUCAAUGUUGAUCCUCCUGUCAAUGAUAUCUCCGCUACCGACUUAUCCAACGACGACCACCCGCAUUCUAAGGAGAUGAAUGGGUUCGGGAUGUCUGCGCCAAACCAGGAGUUCGCCUUACCUUUCGAGACCAUGGGGACGCCUGAAACUGAUGGAACUAAGAAAGGGCAUGGAGAGGAUGAAGUUGGCAUUUUUGCCUCCGAUGGACCGCUUCUGCCCGAUCCUAGUCAGAUGCAGGAGGAAUGCUCCCAACGACGCGAGUGGCGCCGGCAAAAUGCACUCCAUCUUGAGGAAAAGGAGAACAGAGAGAAGGAGAUGCGAAAUCAAAUUAUUAAUGAAGCUGAAGAAUAUAUAAGAGAAUUUUAUGAGAAAAGGCAACUCAAUUGUGAAACUGACAAGGCUCAGAACAGAGAAAGGGAGAAGGGUCCAAAGCCUGGAAAACCCGCUGAUCUUUCGAGGAUGAGGCAAAUUUUCGUGAGGCUCAAACAGAACCCUCCAUGUCAUAUGAUGCCUCCCCCACCAGCCAAAGAUGGCAAGGAUGCAAAGGAUGGGAAGCAAGGGAAGGACACCAAGGUGGGCAAGGAUGCAAAGGGAGGGGGAGAUGGCAAGGAUGCGAAAGAAGGGAACAAUGUUAAAGAUGAGAAAAGUUCUACUGCACCUACAUCUGCAACUACACCUACGCCUACUACAGCAGCAGCAGCUGCUCCCGAUAACCAACCUUCUUUGCCACUUAAAGAUGCUGCUGCCAAUGGUGCACCUGACUCAGCUAAAACAGAGACUCUUGUUGCUGCUGAGGUCGAGCAAUCUGCUGCAACUGAUCCAGCAGCCACUGAUUGAUGACACACCGCUCUUUUUAUUAUUAAUUUCUUGUCAUUCUUUGCAUAAUUUGUUUAAACCAUUUUUGCGAAGAAUAAGUGCAGCUCAGCUGGACGUUCUUAAGUCAGACCCGGGCUGUUGGACUUGCGAGCUUCUUCCCAACUACUAUAGGAUUUUCUAGGCUCUAUUGAAUUCUGUUCUUUUA
Hevea brasiliensis (rubber tree) is the source of this 1674-nucleotide messenger RNA. RefSeq names its product clathrin light chain 1-like. Bases 462 to 1490 code for a protein of 342 amino acids. Lineage: Eukaryota; Viridiplantae; Streptophyta; Magnoliopsida; Malpighiales; Euphorbiaceae. Gene Ontology annotation, molecular function: clathrin heavy chain binding; structural molecule activity. Gene Ontology annotation, cellular component: clathrin coat of coated pit; clathrin coat of trans-Golgi network vesicle; plasma membrane. The record is from RefSeq and is a predicted model, not a curated record. Gene Ontology annotation, biological process: clathrin coat assembly; clathrin-dependent endocytosis; intracellular protein transport. The transcript is spliced from 3 exons.